AUGGCGGCUACGGGGACGACGGCGGUCGAUGAGGCCCAGCUGGGCUCGACAUCGGUCUUGGACAACAUUCCGGAUGGUGGGACGGAGGUGUUGGCGCCCAGUGCGACGCUCGAGGUCGAGCGACCCAUCAACCCAAACUUCAUGUCCUACCUCGAGGACGACGUGCGCCGGCUGGCCGAUGACAUGAGCCGCCUAUACGGCGGCCUCAAAACCAACCUUCGUGCCGUCACGACACUGUCGGUCAAGUAUGCCGAGGAGCAUCAGAGUGGGCUUCGGGAAGUUGUCGCGGCCUCGGCUGAGCAACGGGCCGAGCUUGACGGCCUCAUGAGCCAGUACGCACGCGUCAUCUCAAAACAACGAGCCAGGAGCACCCACGACCAUGCGCACACGUCGCUCCACCUUGCCGCUACUGACACCGACGUGCGACGCAACGACUGUUUGUUAGGGCGGAGGAGAUUGAUACGCUGA
Messenger RNA from Monosiga brevicollis MX1, 468 nucleotides. RefSeq lists its product as uncharacterized. The coding region runs from base 1 to 468 and encodes 155 amino acids. The transcript is spliced from 3 exons. The record is from RefSeq and is a predicted model, not a curated record. Lineage: Eukaryota; Choanoflagellata; Craspedida; Salpingoecidae.